AUGGCUAACACCAAAGCUCGCGGUGUGCUGCAUGACAUUGUGGGGGAAUACAACAGUCGUGUCUUUCAAGGACCUCCGGGACCACCCGGCCCCGCAGGUCCCCCUGGAUACAGCCGGUGGUUUGGUUCCCGUGAAAAUGCCACAGAUCUGUUGGAAUACAUCAAAUCUCAUGGUCUGCUACGUGACUUUGAACGGAACCACAAUGAACGCUCCAUCCAAGGACCACCGGGACCACCUGGCCCUCCAGGUCCCCCCGGAUACAGCAGAUUGUUUGGUUCCCAUGCAAAUGUCACUGAUUUAGUGGAAUACAUCAAAACACAUGGAGCCAUUGUAGGACUGCCUGGGAGACCAGGACAGAAAGGGGAAAUGGGAUUCCCGGGGCCAAAAGGAGAGAGAGGUGAACAAGGGCUUCCUGGACUAGAAGGACCCCAAGGACACAAAGGAGAAUUCUCUCUGCUGACUAAACGGAGGAGGAGGAGGGGCGUUGGUGUAUAAGAGUCAAG
Molecule: messenger RNA, 503 nt
Organism: Perca flavescens (yellow perch)
Lineage: Eukaryota; Metazoa; Chordata; Actinopteri; Perciformes; Percidae
Product: collagen alpha-1(XVII) chain
Exons: 6
Coding region: 1-495 (164 amino acids)
Biological process (GO): extracellular matrix organization
Molecular function (GO): extracellular matrix structural constituent conferring tensile strength
Source: RefSeq, a predicted model, not a curated record